GUGCGCAAGCUACUCCAUAAUGCCUGCUCUCCAAAUAAGCGACAAUUGGCGCGGGUUCGACUCUCUCAGGUUUCUCGUCAUUUUUGGGGACUCCUUCUCCUCUGUUGGGUACUCCGCAGGAUCUUCGAACCCGUCAGCAGACGAGCCUCUCGGCAUCGUCUUCCCCGGCGAGACGUCCUGCGAGCGUCUCGACGAGGUUACUCAGCAGACCGUUCACGAUCCUAACUGGGUGGGCCACCUAGUGCGAAGUGUCAACGCGCAACGCCCCGACAAGGCUUUACUCGUAUAUGACUAUGCGAUCCCGGGUGACACCGUCGCACGGAUGAAGAUCAAGCAGGUCGGGAAGGAGUUUCUACCCCACGUUGGCUCGCAUCCCGCAUGGGCUCCCUGGACAGCAUCCGACACGCUCUUCCUUACGUGGAUCGGCAUCAAUGACUGCACCUGGAACCUGCACCUCCAGGCUCCAUCUGCGCAGGCCUGUCUCGACGACCUCUUCGCCGCGCAGGAGAAGCUGUACCAGGCAGGCGCGCGGAACUUCUGUUUCGUCGACGUCCCGCCUGCGCAUACAUUACCGAAAGGUCCAAAGACGCCCCGGGCGAAGGCCGCCUAUGAAAGUUGGAACCCUUUGCUGCGCUCGGGUGCCGAAGCAUUCAGUGCUGCCCAUCCGGACGCCACUGUGCUCCUGUUCUCGUCCUGGGAUCUGUUCACGCGCGUUCUUUCGGACCCUUUGGCCGCCGGAGUGGCGCACGAAGCCGCAACACGGGCUGCGCUCUUUGCGGACGGCUUCCUUCCAUCCUCUGCGAUGCAUGCAGUCAUCGCCAGGGAAAUCCUCGCGUUUUUGAAGAGUCAACCAGCUGCAGGAUCGUCCUCACUCUCCAGCCAGGACGCAACGGCGAACAGGUAGACGGGACUCCUCGCGGCACCUGCAAUCACUACCAUACCAACCAGUGCUCAAUCACAUUAGAGCUUCUAUCGCUCCCUGAGCAGGUAGGGGCAAAUACCGAUCUCUUAUCUCUUCUCUCCCCGGAGUCCUGGUGGGCCGCUCGUCGCCUGGAGAGGCACUACAGUAUCCUCCGACUUCGUAUGGGCCGCUCGAUUACGUAGUCUCUUCUGUGCAGUACCUUCUCCUCCACAUUCUUCGGAGACUGAUAAACCUGGAUAUCGCAUACAUUGAUCA
Messenger RNA from Trametes versicolor FP-101664 SS1, 1177 nucleotides. RefSeq lists its product as uncharacterized. Gene Ontology annotation, molecular function: hydrolase activity, acting on ester bonds. The record is from RefSeq and is a predicted model, not a curated record. NCBI's taxonomy places the organism in Eukaryota, Fungi, Basidiomycota, Agaricomycetes, Polyporales, Polyporaceae. The transcript is spliced from 3 exons. Bases 20 to 904 code for a protein of 294 amino acids.